AAGAAGCGUUCACUCCCUCCAGAGGAGCGCACAGCUUUUUGAAGGAGCCAGUGGAGGGGGAAAAAACAAUCCAGUCAGCGUUUUGUAGCACUUUUAGAUGAGUUCCUCUGCCUCGUUAGAGAUAUUGGCAUAGCUGACAGAUCAUUUUACGCCAGUUUAAGGAAUGUUUUAGAGACAAAUUGUCUCCAAGGGGCAAUUGGAGCGGGCAGCCUGAGCCCUUAUGAUGCGGAGAGAUCAAGUCUCAGUAGUUUGUCGGUAUGAACGCAGCGCAGACGGACCCUGAGAAACUGCUUUCAUGGAUUGACUGAUUGAUUGAUUGGCAUUUGAUUUUUGAUUUUUUUUCAAUAUCAGAGGAUUUUUCUGUGUCGUGGUUAGUCUAUAAUAAAAAAAAAAUCGUGGAUUACUAUUUGGGGUCGAGGAUUUUUUCGGAGGUGCGUUUUUAAUGAGGAUAUUGAUUUUUUAUUUUUUUUUACAGUUAGCCUACGCCUGGGUCAAGGAUCCGAAAAGGGGAAUUAACCUUUCACGAGGUGGAAAUAUUAGUCGUAGUGGACCCUAACUCAUCUCUCUUGCCGCUGAGUCCAAUAUGAAGUCUGUCACAGUGUGGAUGUGCGUUCACAUCUUUCUCCUGCUCUUAGGUGAGUCAGCGAGUUUCUGGGACGGUCCCUCAGCUUUGUCCAUUUCCUUGGCCAACGGUUCUCCAGGAUCUCUGGGCGCCGGGUCUGGGCCCGGAGCUCAGCCAGAAUGGGUGGACUGCAUCCAGGCGAGUGACAUGUGCAACCAGAACCCUCACUGCAGCUCUCGGUACCGGGUGAUGCGCCAGUGUCUUGUGGGCAAGGAGAAGGAAGCAAUGCUGGACAACAACAGGGAGUGCCAGGCUGCCUUGGAAGUGCUCCUGGUUAGUCCUCUGUAUGACUGCCGCUGCAAGAGGAGCAUGAAAAAGGAGCUGCAGUGUCUGCAGAACUACUGGACCAUCCACAUGGGACUCACUGAAGGUGGAGGCAUGGAUGACACUUCCCCGUAUGAACCUGUGGCACCAAACCGACACCAUGACGCAUUUCGCUUGGCCUCCAUCUCUUCAGGGAUGCUCACAGUGGCCCCAAAAGGUUUCCACUGUGUCGACGCCGAGAGAAACUGCAACCCCUGUCUUGAUGCGGCCAAAGCCUGCAACCUCAACAGCAGCUGCAAGAGACAACGCUCCGCCUACAUCGCUACCUGCAGUAAGGAGGACCCCAACAAGGGUGAAGCCUGCAGCAAGAAGCGCUGCCACAAAGCGCUGAGGUUGUUCCUGGACCGCGUGCCCCCUGAGUUUAGCCACCGGCUGCUCUUCUGUCCCUGCCAGAGUGUGGGCUGUGCCGAGCGACGCAGGCAGACAAUCGUUCCUGAUUGCUCCUAUAAAGAUAAGGAGAAACCCAACUGUCUGGAGCUACGCAAGGUCUGCCGCCAGGACUCUCUCUGCAGGUCUAGGCUGGCUGAUUACUUGGUGAACUGCUGGCAGAGUCCGCAGACAGAGCGCACCUGUCCCAACCAAGACAAUCACCAAGCCUGCUUGGCCUCCUACGCAAGGCUCAUCGGGACAGACAUGACUCCCAACUAUGUCGACAGCAGCUUCUCCAACUGGACCAUCUCCCCGUGGUGCACCUGUAAGGGCAGUGGAAACCAAGAAGAGGAAUGUAUGAACUUCCUGCGGUACUUCACCGAUAACACAUGCCUAAGAAAUGCCAUUCAGGCCUUCGGUUACGGGAUAGACAACAUGCAGAACAAAAAUGAGUCUGUCCCUGGCCCAUCAGCGACGACGAAGAUGGGGUCGGAUUGGUCGACAGCCACCUCAGAGCCUCCCUUUGUCACCAUCCCAAAGUAUCCUGAACCAAGAGACGGUGGCCUGGCCAAAACCCGUGGCCUGCCAGAGGAUCACUCUGCCUGUCUGUGUGCCAACGUCUGGGCAGUGCUUCCCGGCCUGGCGUUGGCUCUUGUCCUGGCCCAGCAUGCCUUAUAGAAGCGCCAGGAGGAGAAAAAAGAGGUCAUCCACCCACAAGCUGAUCCCAAAAGCAGAAGGUGUUAUUUCUGAGACUGAUAUUAAGAAGGCUGAAUCUCUCGGCAGUUGAAAUAAAUGGCAUUCAUGAAAGAGGAAAAAAAACAAAAAGAAAUGGAAAAUAUUGAAAUUUUACAAUUGUGAAUUUGUUGUUCAUUUGAUGUAUUGUUAGGUCGGACCAUGACUGUGAUGAAGCACAUGGCUUUUAAAAGGUCCCUUGGUAAGAGAGACCACGAAAGCCAUUCUCUGGGAACGUCUCUCCCUCAGACUGAGACAAAAAUCCUGGAGGGCUGAAGCUGAUCAUUUCAAAGACUUCUGCACUUUUCUCACCAAAGGAGGGAAUGAACAACAUAAUUAAAAGAAGACUGGAUUGACAGAAAAUAAAUUGUUGCAGAGAGAAAGGGAAUGAGUAAGAGGUAAAUGGGGUAGAGUGAGAGCGAAAGGAGGAAGAGAGAGAGAGAGAGAGAGAAAGAGACAUAUUUCUGCUAUCAGUCACACUUCUUUUGUCUUGAAUUGGUUCUCGACUUAAUCUUCUCUUGGAUGAACAGACCACGAAUUUAGGGGCGGGGAUGGGGGAUGAUUAUAUUCUGUCUCUUCAACACUAGUGUAAACUCUAAACUGUAAAGCCUACUCAGUGUUCUAAGUGUUGGUAUAGUAUCCGUGACCAUAAUCAAUCUACCGUACAGCUCUUUCAUUUGGGUACGUAUACUUUUUCAGCAGGCGGCGAAAAGAAUUAAAGAUGUUGAAGUAAACAGUUAAUAAUGGUCCUUUGGUCAUUUGAGAUGUUGUUGUUAAUGACUGUGGGUGUUCGCCAUACGUCCACCUGCACAUGUGUAUAUUUCUGUCUCUAUGUAUAUAAACAACGUUUUUCUUUCAUUCAACCAAAUAAUAUCUACGGUACCUUGAAUGGACUGUACUCUAAGAUUGCUCUGUAUUGGUACUAAUGGAAAGCCUUCAUUAUCUGCGUUUAUAUUUGUCUAUAAAGGUUUGAUCACAAGAAUGUAUACAGGGAUGAGAUUAAACAAGCUCAAACUGCUUGGAAAGCCAUAACCCCGUGUGUGAGUAUCAUACUGUGUUCACUGAGUGUGUGUGUGGACAAUUAUUACAAUGUGUGUGCACCUAUGUUUCCAUGCAGGAGAAAAGAAGCUUAUUAGGAGGAGUUUAAAUUGCCAGUGUGGGGGUUCGUUCUGCCCCCCUCAGAGAACAGAGGUUAUGAUGCAUAGUGUAAUUAACUGCAAGGUUUUUUGAGAGUCAGGACAGCCACCAGUUUUUAGUGGUGCUUGUGACCCAGUCUUUUAACUCUAUAGUUCAUCUUUUAAUAUAAUAUUUUAAAAGUCCCAUAUUUUAGGCAUAAAAAAAAUUAACUUCAUCUAUUAACUGAAAGAUAUUUUGUUGAAAAGAACGUCCUUUAAGAAGUACAUUUUUGAAUACUGGCUGCCUUCAAAACAAUAGUUGUGAAAAUGCAACGUGUCAAUUUAAAGGAAUAAUCCGACAUUUUGGAAAAUACGCUUAUUCACUUUCUUGCAGAGAACUAUACGAGAAGAUCAAUAACAGUCUCAUAUCUGUACACUGAAUACGAAGUCACCGCACAAGCAUAAAGACUAGAAACGGAGAACCACCUCUGAAGCUCAUUGAUUCACACGCAAUAUCUUGUGUGUUGUGUGAAUAUGAUGUAAUUUAGGUGGGGUUUGUGCAAAGCUAACUGUAUUUAGUCAACAUGAAAGUAGUAUGAAUCUGAUGUGGCAAUUUUAUACUUUUGACAAAAAGGUACUUCUUAAGGGAUAGUUCACAUUUUUACUUAUAACUCAAAGGCCUCAUAUGUACAUUGAAAAACAUAUUCAUAUGUCCUGUUCACAUGUGAUGGGAUCCCUUCCUACAGAGGACGUGGAUCUCGCCCCUUAUGUUUGCUAGAAAGAGUUUCCUUCAUGACCAAUCAUUUUUCCAAUGUACAUAUGGGCUAGUGAGUGUAAAAUAAAAUAAAAAUCCUUCCUAUCCUUUAAAAACAUUCUGCAGAAUCAUUUAACAUGUAUUUGUGUAUGUUUUUACAUACAUCAUAUGUUUUCCUUGCAGUGAAUGAAUGCUGACUGUAACUGAUGCACAAUCAGUGUUUCCACCAAAAUGUUUAUGUCUUCAGGCGGCACAUCGAGUUUAGUGUUGUGCCACAUAAAUGCAUGCUACCGAAUCAAACAGCUUUAUGUUCCCGGCUGAUUUGGAAAAAAGGUUUACAAUCUGUCACGGGAACAGAUGUAAAAUUAAACUCUGCUCAAUAUUUAUUGUUAACUGUAAAUGCAGCGUAUACAGUGUGGUCAGGUCUGGCAGAAAUUACAGUGAUUUCCUAAACUGGUGUGUUUCCUGCUCUGGGCUUCUGAGAAUAUAAAAUGUCAAACUUCUGAAUAUUAUAUGUAUCAUUUUACACAUUCAACAAAUUUGAACACCGUGUUAGAUGUUUUGGCUCGGUCUUGUUAUGAUUUUGGAUGUCAAUAGAUAUGGUCACUUUAUGAGGUCAACAGUCCAGACUUUUCAGAACAAAGAAUUAUGUCAACAUUUCCAACUAGCAUAUUAUUUCAAAAGAUAAAGUCAUUAGUAAUUUCCGCUUGCUGUCAGAAGCAUCUCUUUUUUUUUAUCAGAUAUUAUUCCUGGCAAUGCAGCAGUCCUUUUGAAUUAUGAUGUAAUUGUUUAUAAACUCAAGUUAUAGAAAACAUGUUUCUACAUAGUUGUCUAAGUAAAACAAAAAAUAAGAAAACAGGCGGGAUGUGUUCAAUUUAAACAAAUCUAUCUACUCAUCGAUCUAAAACAUUAUCUGCAACCCUGAUAGUAAAAGUCAGGCUCUGUGUUUGAGAAUGAAAAAGCAAAGGUUUCUUAUCUCACAUCGACAUUUAACAACUUCAGAGGGAAGAAAUCCAUCAAAGCAGAGCUUCAGUUCUCCUGCAAGAACCGCCUCUGUAGUCCAUAAUGCAAUACAGUCACAACGUCACAGACAUGGUUCCUCUUUAAAGCAGGAAAACCUUAUUACAAUUAUGUUAUGCUUACAUUUUCAUAUUCAAUUACAAAUAUAGUAUAUUUGAGCUUACAAUGUCAGGAAGUGUUUGUCCAGUUUGACACUUGGGCCUUUCUUUACCUGCAGUUACACCUUUAUGUAUUUUUGCAUUUUGCCUGAAUAAUUUAGAGCUCAGUUUGGGUCUACAGCAGGGUUAUUACUCAGAGAAGGUAAAAUGCAGACAGACUGCAGCAUUUGUACGUGGAUGAUAAGAAGGAAUCUGGUGAUGUUUCUGGGAUGUGUACUGUGAGAAGUCAAUGACUGGCACUUCAGUUCAACCUUUCUGACAACAUAAAAUGUUUUUGGCUUUCACUUCAUGCGUGCAACCAAAUAGAGUUCUUCAUGCCUCCGCAGAGUACCGUAAAUGUAAAUCACUGCAUUUGCCUGUUAGCAGUAUAUUCUGUUCCAUAAAUGCAACAUGAAAGUGAA
Molecule: messenger RNA, 5495 nt
Organism: Cottoperca gobio
Lineage: Eukaryota; Metazoa; Chordata; Actinopteri; Perciformes; Bovichtidae
Product: GDNF family receptor alpha-2-like
Exons: 8
Coding region: 584-1993 (469 amino acids)
Biological process (GO): nervous system development
Cellular component (GO): external side of plasma membrane; signaling receptor complex
Molecular function (GO): signaling receptor activity
Source: RefSeq, a predicted model, not a curated record